Messenger RNA from Cyclopterus lumpus (lumpfish), 1838 nucleotides. RefSeq names its product sodium/potassium transporting ATPase interacting 1 (gene nkain1). The transcript has 8 exons. Bases 761 to 1384 code for a protein of 207 amino acids. Gene Ontology annotation, biological process: regulation of sodium ion transport. NCBI's taxonomy places the organism in Eukaryota, Metazoa, Chordata, Actinopteri, Perciformes, Cyclopteridae. The record is from RefSeq and is a predicted model, not a curated record.
AGGCAGGACCUCGCUUCUCUCCUCGCUCUGGCGGUGGGAGACGAAUACAGACGGUUAUUUUUGUCUGUCUGAACCUCCUCCACCACCGCGAGCCCCCCGUUUCUUUUGUGCUCCUUUUCGAACGCCUCGCGGGACUGCCGAUCAGGCCGCGCGCACGCACGCGGGUCUGCAGAAUCCAUGCAGCUCCUCCUCGAGGGGGUCGCGGUGACUGAGUGCCCCCACCCCCUCGUCUCUCUCUCGCUCUCUACCCCCCCCCCGGCUCCUCUUGCGCCCGCCCCGGCACCGAUUGUUGACAAAAGACGCUGCGAGACGGAGCGACGGAGCCCGGUACCGGUGAGCAGAACGGCCCGUUAACGUGACUCCUUUACCCGAACAGUUAACGAAGACCGGACCGACGUGGGCAGGGGGCACGAGGACUCUUCCGUUUCUAGAAAACCGUGUGGUCGAGGUGAUUCGGUUGUCGGUGGUGGUCGGACCGCAUCAGGCCGGUGUGGAGUGGACGCCCCCCCCCACCCUUCCCCACUCCUCCUCUACUCGCGAUUGGUAUUUACCGACAAAAAAAAAACCAGCGGCCAAGAUGGGUCACUCGCUGUGAGCCGAAGGGUCAGACCAGAGUUACAGCAGGAGGCGGCUGCCUUGGGCAGGUCAAUUCAGCCGGGAAUGGUGUGAGCUGAGACGGCCAGGCAGUCUGGAUCUGACCGGGGACCCGUCAUUCCCCCGGAGCCUCCGCGGCUCCAAGCCGCGUCUUGAGCCCUCCAAGAUGGGGAAGUGCGACGGAAGAUGCACGCUGCUGGUGAUAUGUUCACUGCAGUUGGUGGCAGCCCUUCAGAGGCAAGUGUUUGAUUUCCUUGGCUACCAAUGGGCUCCCAUCCUGGCCAACUUCCUGCACAUUAUGGCCGUCAUCUUGGGCAUGUUUGGCACCGUGCAGUUUCGUUUCAGAUACCUUAUCUUUUAUGCAGUAUGGCUGGUCCUUUGGGUUGGCUGGAACUCAUUUAUUAUCUGUUUCUACCUGGAAGUGGGAAACCUGUCUCAGGACAGGGACUUUCUCAUGACGUUCAACACAUCUCUUCAUCGUUCGUGGUGGAUGGAGCAUGGUCCUGGUUGCCUGGUAACGCCAGUGCUCGACUCUCGCAUGGCCCCUGACGACCACCAUGUCAUCACUGUCUCUGGGUGUCUCCUUGACUACCAGUACAUAGAGGUGUUAAGUUCGGCCAUUCAGGUCCUAUUGGCGCUUUUUGGCUUUGUAUACGCCUGCUACGUGAGCAAAGUCUUCCAGGAUGACGAGGACAGCUUUGAUUUCAUUGGUGGCUUUGACUCAUAUGGCUACCAGCCUCCACAGAAGUCCUCCCAUCUGCAACUGCAGCCUCUUUACACGGCUGGUUAACUGUUGGUGGUGCCCCCUUCAGGACAAACCCUGACGGUGUCACAGUGGAUGGAAAGCUGUGGUUGCCUCGAUUACACUCACUCCACGUGUCACAGUUUACCGGAAUGGACUUACCCCACCCAGAGGGAGAGACAUGUGUGCAUGUGUGCUUGUGUCUGAGAAAGAGAAAAUGCAGCCCUGAAUAGAAUGUACAGAGCUCAGGGAAGAACCAGCAUGCCAGGUGGUGUGAUAAGAUGGAGGAGGAGGAGAGAUGCAGAGAACAAGAGCUGGGGACACCUCUGUCAAUUCACAGAAGACACACUUCACUAAACUGCCAGCUCUCAAACACUCCCACAAGUGUGUGUGUGUGUGUGUGUGUUUGGCUGGUGCUUCGUGGUGGCACCCUGGACUCUUACCACUUGGUGUCCCCGAUAAUAUUUCUUUUUGGGUGCUUGUGUGUGUGUGUGUGUGUGUG